GCAGCAUGUCGACAGCACGGGCCCGUGGGGCGGCAACGUCGUCGCGCAGGGCUCGGGCCUCGAGCUAUCGGACAACGGGCAGCCCGCCCUCUCGCGCCUGUACACCGACAGCGACUUUUCGCACGACUCGAGUGCGGCCUCGCCGUACGACGACUAUUCCUCGGCGCCGUCGAGCGCGUUCUACUCGGCGCCAGGGCCCGACUCGCGCUUCGCCUCGCCGACCGACGACGCCGACCCGAUGCAGCACGCCUUCUUCGGCGCCGGCCCGCUCUCGUUCGACCCGUCGGCGCAGCACGUCGCGUUCGAGACGGGC
Molecule: messenger RNA, 313 nt
Organism: Rhodotorula graminis WP1
Lineage: Eukaryota; Fungi; Basidiomycota; Microbotryomycetes; Sporidiobolales; Sporidiobolaceae
Exons: 1
Source: RefSeq, a predicted model, not a curated record